Molecule: messenger RNA, 2454 nt
Organism: Naegleria fowleri
Lineage: Eukaryota; Heterolobosea; Eutetramitea; Acrasida; Naegleriidae
Exons: 1
Coding region: 1-2454 (817 amino acids)
Source: RefSeq, a predicted model, not a curated record
AUGUCUCUUCCAAUAGAACCAACACCACAACAACAAGCACGACGAGGUAGUAUUAUUUCAUAUGUAGGAGGAGCUGGAGGAGAGAGUUAUUUAUCCAUAGGUUCUGAAACUUCUUCCUCAACCAAUGCUGACGGAAUUGUAUUUACAAAGAAUUUAAAGGAAUUUGUGGUUCGCUAUGUGACUGUCAUUCAAGACAAGCCGCAGUUUGAAGGAAAAAAGUAUUUGAUGGCCUCUGUAGCAUUUCAUUGCUUUGUCAUGUGGACCAGUGUCUUUCUUCCAACUUUGGGUGACUAUUCUUGGGGAAGCAUUGCAAAUUGGAUAUUUACUGUAGCCAAUUAUCCAAUCACAUUUUCAUUGAAUUUACUUUCGUAUUUUGGAAUGAUUGGGGUGGGGACUUUUUGCUUUGUGAUUGUUUUGAUGGCUGUCAUUGUGACAUUAUUAUCAUUUUGGGUAAUUUGGAAAUCGAGUAAGAAAAUGAAACAAAUCAAAAUGCUUUGUAUAAUUACUGGAAGUGUUUUGAAUUUGUUGUGUAUGACAAUGUCAUUUGUGUUGUCAUCCUUUAUUGAGUGUGACUUUGAAAAGAAAGUAUAUUUCAGUAGCAUUGAGGAUUGGGACUAUGCCUUGGUGCGAUAUCCCUCCAUACAAUGUUUUGGGGAGGAAAAUAAGGCUCCAUUCAUUAUGUCCAUUCUAGUGGUGGUAACCCUCAUGAUCGUUAUUUCAAUACUCCGUUUGACUUGGUCUCCAGGUCUUGCCUGUAGUGCUGCAUUCAAAACCAGCUAUGACUGGCCUUUAACAUUUCUGACACUCUCCAAGAUGGCACAGUUGUUUUUCAUGUAUUUUAUUCCGUCAUAUUUGAUGUAUUUGAGAGCAUGUCUGCAUUUGGGUGUGUCACUUGUAUGGAUAGUUAUAUUAUUUUGGAAAGUUCCUUUCACUAGGAGAUUUGAAAAUUCCAUUUAUUCUGGAGUGGCAUUAGCAAAGGUUGGAGCUUCUAUAGGAUCUUUGGUAUCCUCUCUUGUGAAUAAGGAAAAAGCAGUUGAGAUUGGUUUGGCCAUGUUUGGUCUAACAAUAGCUCUCAUCAUCAUUGGAUUUUUGUUUGGCUAUCUUGCUAUGGAUGUGUAUGUACGCCUGGCUUGUCGAUCCAUUAGAAAUAUUUUUCACAGUGCCAUUCAGGAAGGAUCCUCACAUCAUACUGUCACCACUACUACUGAAUGCAAUCCCUCUACUUUAAUUGAGAAAGAGGCCUAUUCCAUAUAUUCAAGUAUUGUGGAGAGUCGAAAAGUUGCAUUUUUGAAGCUAUUCAUACGAUUUUGUACCAUUUCAAGCAACAACUCGAGUCGAAGCUCAAACGAAGAAGCGAACAGCACUCUCACAGAUUCUGGCCUUGUCUUAUCAUUUAUUAAGGGAGUUUCAUACCAAAAACAAUUCAUCAAUGCCGUUUCUCUGGUCUUGAUUUCAAGCCUAUUUUUGCUCUACAAUUCACACGCAAGUUAUGCUUUAUCUCUUGCCAAAAGAUUGUACAGACGUAAAUUGAGUCUUUUUGAAGCCAUAUCACUUGCUGGUACCUUAAAUGAAAUUGAUUCCUCGGUUAAGAAUUCUCUUCAGAAUAUUGAACCAGUUGAGCAUUAUUUGGUCAUUUUGGACUCUAAUUAUAGAGAAAUCAAAGGUCUUCACAAAGAAUUUUUGAAAGAGCUAGCCAAUGAUUCUGUCAACAUUGAUUAUUUGGAAUUAAUUAAUUCUCGAUGUUCGAAAUUGAUGGCCAUGUCAGAAAAUAUUAUUUCCAAUGUACACGAGCAAUACAGGCAUGAUCGAGGUUUCUUAAGAGCCCAUGCGCAGUUUUUGGAGGAAGUGAAAUUUGACAAAGAGUCAGCCAAUGAAAUAUAUUCAGAAAUUGGUUCUCUCGAAGAAGACUCGAAUGAAAGGAAAAGACGCAUGAGUAUGAAAUCAAAGAAAAAUCAAGUGCAAGCGCUUGGUGAUGAUGACAGUCUAGUGAAUGGCUCCUUCAAAGAAAGUUCUCGAUCAUUUCCCGAAUCAAAAUUUAAAAGAAGUACUGUCUAUUCGGUUACAGAUGAAUCGAACAAGGUUGCGAAUGAAAUUGAAGCCGACCGUUUGUGUGAUGACAUGGAUGGAGUUGAAAAUGAUCCAUAUAUUAAGAAGCAAAUGACUUAUCAGUCGUCUCUAUGGGCCAAGCCAAGAAGUGAUAUUUUCUUGAUUGUUUUAUUCAUUUAUGGAUUAUUGAGCCUUUUAAUACUUAUCGUUUCAAUGGCACUGAGUGUCUAUUUUUCUCAAGAUGUUCUUGGAGAUGUUCGAUUCAUACAACAAUCCUGUGAGCCCACUGUUUCUACUUAUGCAAUUUUGAGAAAUGUUAGAAAUCAACAAGCAUUCAAUGAAAUCAUAAGAGAAGGAGUUGUGACUCCAAAUGAGAUCAUAUCGUCGUUAAAAACAGAUGGAAACUAA